Molecule: messenger RNA, 800 nt
Organism: Exaiptasia diaphana
Lineage: Eukaryota; Metazoa; Cnidaria; Anthozoa; Actiniaria; Aiptasiidae
Product: formin-1
Exons: 5
Coding region: 60-671 (203 amino acids)
Source: RefSeq, a predicted model, not a curated record
AUAAAGACAGUCGUGAGAAGUAAAAGUGAUAUACCAGUGUAAAACUACAGUCUUGCACUAUGAACAUGCUGACAGGUAUUUUGCUGUUCUUCAUAGGAUCGUCUCUCGCCCAGGAUGGUGUAGGUCCUGAUGGAGGCGGCCCUCAACCCCCUCUGCCUCCUGGACCAUUUCCUCCUGUACCAACGGAUGGACCACUCCCUCCUCUACCCACAGAUGGUCCGCUACCUCCCCUACCCACAGAUGGACCGCUACCUCCUCUACCCACAGAUGGACCGCUACCUCCUCUACCCACAGAUGCACCAAUCCCUACCGACCCUCCUCUGCCUCCACUACCAACUGGAACACCUCCACAGCCCGAAACUCCAGUGCCACCAACUCAGAAACCACCGAAAGAUUGCAAGGACAAGGCAUAUAACUGUAAGCAAUUACAGAAUGCGUGCCGAACCAGUUGGAAUAUCAAAAACUAUUGGUGCAAAGAAACAUGUGGAACRUGUGCUGAAGGAAACUGCAAAGAUAACAUAUCAAACUGCUGGAACAACAAACGSUUCUGCAGUCGCCCUGCAGUAGCCAUUCAGUGUCAACGCACAUGCAAAGUGUGUAAGUACAAAUCCCUGUAUUUCAAAGGUAGAAAUAGGUAUAAUGUUCUGCUUGGUUUCAAAGAUUCUACUUAGCAAACAAGAAUGUACAUGUACUCUCCAUUACAAGUCCCUAGUCCCUAGUCCCUAGUCCGAUUCCAAACUGAUUUUUCUAAUGACAGCUUUYUUCACGUUUCUCUGUUUAAUUUUUGUUUUAUUAUAUCC